Molecule: messenger RNA, 666 nt
Organism: Ilex paraguariensis (yerba mate)
Lineage: Eukaryota; Viridiplantae; Streptophyta; Magnoliopsida; Aquifoliales; Aquifoliaceae
Source: the annotation of a GenBank genome assembly
AUGGCUGCAAGGUUUGGGGCUACAAUUGUUCCAUUUGGGGCUAUUGGAGAAGAUGACAUAGCAGAAAGAGUGGCAGUCAUGAGGGAGACUGAGGGUGGAAACCAGUCUGGAAAUAUGAUAACAGUAAUUGUUAUUGAAAGGUUUUGUUGGUGUGCCAGUGGUAGAGAUGAUGACUCUGAUGUGCUGCUGGUGGCUGAAAGGGAUGUGGCAGCUGUGAUACCAAUUAGCAACCUUACAAUUCCAUUGAAUUUGACGGAAAUUGUGACACGCCCCUGUUCUCUAGUUCUUGAUUACAACGACAUAAUGAGAAUACCUCUGCUUAGAGACUACAUAAGAAGAACCAACAAAGACACUAUAAGGCUGAGGGGUGAAAUGAGUGGGGAGGUCGCAAACCAAGAUUUCUAUGCCCCCGCUCUUCUGCCUAAGCUACCUGGACGGUUUUACUAUCUGUUUGGAAAGCCUAUACAGACAAAGGGAAGAGAAAAGGAGCUGAAGAACAAAGAAAGUGCAAAUGAGAUGUAUUUGCAUAUUAAAUCUGAAAUUGAAUGCAGCAUGGCUUAUUUGAUUAAAAAGCGUGAGGAGGACCCUUAUAGAGGUAUCAUUGAUAGAACAGUAUAUCGGGCAAUUUCAGCUCCUGUAGAUCAAGUUCCAACUUUUGAACCAUGA